UCUGUGUCCGCCUUGGCCAGCAAGAUGCUGCCCGUGUCCCCGGAGGUGAAGACCAACCCGCUGCAGAAGGCGAACUUCUGCUCUCGUCUGUUUGUCUGGUGGAUAAACCGCUUGUUUAAAAUUGGUCACAAACGGAAAUUAGAACCAGAUGACAUGUACUCGGUGCUUCCAGAAUAUCGCUGCCAGCACCUUGGAGAAGAGCUGCAAGGGCACUGGGAUCAAGAAGUGUUGAGAGGCCAGAAGGAUGCACAGGAGCCCUCUUUAGUGAAAGCAAUCAUAAAGUGUUACUGGAAAUCCUAUUUAAUUUGCGGAAUGUUUACAUUUCUGGAGGAAGGCACCAGAGUAGUUCAACCCAUAUUUUUGGGUAAAAUGAUUAGUUAUGUUGAAAACUACGAUCCCAAUGAUUCUGCCGCUUUUCAUGAAGCCUAUGGCUACGCGGCAGGGCUGAGCGCCUGCGUGCUCGUGUGGGCCGUUCUGCACCACUUGUGCUUCUACCACGUGCAGCGCGUGGGGAUGAGGCUGAGAGUAGCCGCGUGCCGUAUGAUCUACCGCAAAGUGAGUGUCGCUCGGAGUAAGACUGCUGUUCUCACAGAUGACAGAAUCAGGACCAUGAGUGAAGCCAUAAUUGGCAUCAGAACAAUAAAAAUGAAUGCUUGGGAAAAGUCAUUUAUAGACCUUAUUACCUGAUUGAGAAGGUAAGAAAUUUCCAAGAUUCUGAAAAGUUCCUAGCUUAGGGGCAUGAAUUUGGCAUCAUUUUUCACUGUGAGCAAAAGCAUAAUUUUGGUCACCUUCAUCAGCAAUGAGCUCCUUGACAACCUGAUCACAGGCAGCCAAGUGUUCAUGGUGGUGAUGCUGUUCGAAGCUCUGUGGUUUUCAAGCACCCUCUACUUCCCCAUGGCCAUAGAGAAGGUGUCAGAGGCCAUCAUCAGGAUCCAAAGAAUCAAGUCUAUGUCUUUCCUUUUUCUAUAAAACUUUCUAUCACUUGAUGAGAUGUCACAGUGCUACCCUCAGCUGCCAUCAAAUAGUGAAAUGAUAGUGGAUGUGCAAGAUUUAACAGGAUUUUGGGAAAAGGCAUCAGAGACCCCAACCGUACGAGGCCUUUCCUAUACUGUCAGGCCUGGUGAACUGUUAGCUGUGGUCAGACCUGUGGGAGCAGGAAAGUCGUCACUGUUAAGCGCUGUGCUGGGGGAGCUGCCCCUGAGUCAGGGGAAAGUCAGCAUGCAUGGGAGGAUUGCGUAUAAACAUACGCCCCAUACUCAGCAGCCCUGGGUAUUCUCAGGAACUGUGAGGAGUAACAUUUUAUUUGGGAAGAAAUAUGAAAAAGUAAUAAAGGCUUGUGCUUUGAAAGAGGAUUUACAGCUUUUGAAGGAAGGAGAUCUAACUGAGAUAGGAGACAGAGGAAUCCUGCUGAGUGAAGGACAGAAAGCCCUAGUCAGGCUCGCCAGAUCCGUGUAUCAGGAUGCAGACAUCUACCUCUUGGACGAUCCGCUCAGCACAGUGGAUGCAGGAGUCAGCAGGCACUUGUUCCAACAGUGAAGAUCUUGUGCUGAUUUAUGUUUCUUUAUUUCAGGGUUAACUGUAUCUACCAUCCUUUAUGACAUCACAAGGUCUCUGUUGAUAUUCUAUGUCCUUGCUAAUUCUUCACAAACUUUGCACAGCAAAAUGUUGGAGAGCAUUUUGAGAGCUCCGGUAUUGUUCUUCAAUAGAAAUCCAAUAGGAAGAAUUUUAAAUCGUUUCUCCAGAGACAUUGGGCAUAUGGAUGACUUGCUGCCCCAGACAUUUCAAGAUUUAAUCCAGAUGUUUCUACUUGUGAUUGGCGUGGUGGGUGUGAUGGUGGGUUCGAUUCUUUGGAUUGCUAUACUUGUGAUUCCCCUUGGAAUCAUUUUCUUUGUUCUCCAGUGGUAUUUCUUAAGGACGUCAUGAGAUGUGAAAUGCCUGGAAUCUACAACACGGAGUCCAGUGUUUUCUCAUUUAGCAUCUUCUCUCCAGGGACUUGGGAUCAUCCGGGCAUACAAAGCCGAACACAAGUUUCAGAAACUGUUCCACGCACACCAGGAUUUGCACUCAGAGGCUUGGUUCCUGCUUUUGACGACGUCCCGAUGGCUCGCUGUGUAUCUAGAUGUCAUUUGCGCCAUCUUUGUCACUGUUGUUGCCUUUGGAGCCCUCAUUCUGGCAGAUGCUUUGAAUCCUGCAGAGGUUGGCCUGGUCCUGUCUGUCACCCCCACACUUAUGGGGAUGUUCCAGUGGUGUGUCAGACAAAGUGCUGAAGUUGAGAAUAUGAUGAUUUCAGUAGAAAGGGGCAUUGAAUAUACAGACCUUGAAAAAGAAGCACCCUGGGAACUUGAGUAUCGUCCACCACCAUCCUGGCCUGAUGAAGGAUGGAUUUAUUUUAGUAAUGUUAACUUCAGGUACAGCUUGGACCGGCCUCUGGUAUUGAAGAACCUGGGUGACACAUUCAUUAAUCAAAGAGAAAAGGUUGGCAUUGUGGGAAGAACAGGAACUGGAAAAAGUUCCCUCAUUGCUGCUCUUUUUAGAUUGUCAGAACCCAAAGGUGACAUUUUGAUUGAUGAGUUCUGGACAACCAGCAUUGGACUUCAUGAUUUAAGGAAGAAAAUAUCAGUUGCACCUCAGGAACCUGUUUUAUUCACUGGAACGAUGAGGAAAAAUCUGGAUCCCUUUAAUGAGUAUUUGGAGGAGGAACUGUGGAAUGUCUUGGAAGAGGUACAACUUAAAGAAACCAUCCAAGGUCUUCCUGGUAAAAUGGAUAACAAAUUAGCAGAAUCAGGAUUGAGUUUGAGUGUUGGACAGGGACAACUAGUGUGCCUUGCCAGGGCUAUUCUCAGGAAAAAUCAGAUAUUGAUUCUUGACAAAGCCACAUCCAAUGUGGACCCAAGAACUGAUGAUUUAAUACAAAAAAAAAAAAAAAUUCAUGAGAAAUUUGCCCAGUGCACUGUGCUAACCAUCACACACAGGUUGAGCACCGUUAUUGGCUGUGAACGGAUACUGGUUUUGGAUUCAGGGAGACUGAAUGAUGAUGAUAAGCAAUAUGAAAUGCUGCAAAAUACAGACAGCCUGCUUUACAAGAUGUGCAAUAGCUGGAUGAAACUGAGGCUGCUGCUCUUAUUGAAAGAGCAAAACAGGUGA
Molecule: messenger RNA, 3144 nt
Organism: Bubalus bubalis (water buffalo)
Lineage: Eukaryota; Metazoa; Chordata; Mammalia; Artiodactyla; Bovidae
Product: ATP-binding cassette sub-family C member 4-like
Exons: 23
Biological process (GO): transmembrane transport
Cellular component (GO): plasma membrane
Molecular function (GO): ATP hydrolysis activity; ATP binding; ABC-type transporter activity
Source: RefSeq, a predicted model, not a curated record